Molecule: messenger RNA, 5445 nt
Organism: Hyalella azteca
Lineage: Eukaryota; Metazoa; Arthropoda; Malacostraca; Amphipoda; Hyalellidae
Gene: p130CAS
Product: breast cancer anti-estrogen resistance protein 1
Exons: 5
Coding region: 281-4168 (1295 amino acids)
Biological process (GO): cell surface receptor protein tyrosine kinase signaling pathway; cell migration
Cellular component (GO): plasma membrane; cytoplasm
Molecular function (GO): protein binding
Source: RefSeq, a predicted model, not a curated record
CUCUUGUCAGUUGCCUCCAGCAAGCCAAUGGAUUGUGCUGAACGUUAAAACGGCAAUUUUCACGAGUUUGGAAGCAUUUUUGACUGGUGAAACUUUAAAAGAAAAUAAUGUAAACCUACAGUAGUAGCCUUAACAUUCAAGGCCAAUUGUUAUGUUUCAUUACGUGCGUAUAACGACUCCUGAGCUAAUUGUAAAGUGCUUUUGAGUUAUUUAAACGAUAGAUAGGGAAGUAAUUCUAGGACAAAUUCUGAAACGAUCAAACGAAAAUUGAGUAACGACAAUGUUAUCAAAAAACAAAGAAAAGAAAAACCCUGCGAAAGGUUUGCAGAAUUAUUUUUCUCUACCGCGCCGAAAAAAGAAGAAACAGAUUGAACAGAUUGAAAUCUCUGCUCCCCUUUCGGUAACUGGAUUGAUUCAAGGAAAACUUUAUGACCCUAGAGGAGACUGUUCUGUUUCGGAUAGCUUAAAUAUCUCCGUAACAGAUCCAGGCACAGACGCAUCCAUCGGUUCUAAUGUACUAUCUUUUCGAAAUUCAUGCGUCGAAAAUUAUACAAAAGCCAUCAAUGAAGAUCAUCAAACACCAAAUUCCCCUUUGAGUGAUCAAGGAGACGAUUGCACUGAUGGCAGAUCAACAACGGACAACUUGGUUGAUCUCAGUCGUGUGUCUCUCGAGAAAUCAAGCGAAACUAAGACUUUUAGCUUUGGGAUCACACGGGAUGUCUCCGAUGACAGUGGAUAUGGUUCCGUAAAAUCGUUAACAUCAGUCAACGAACGCAACACAGUCUGGAGCAAUCAUCUUGCAGUACCACUUGAAUCUGAUUAUGACACUCCCAAAUCGGCAAAGGAUUCUGGUCAUGACCACCCAAAAUCUACGGAUUCCGAUUACGACUUACCGAAAUCAACGAAGAAUUCUGAUAAUGAUUACCCAAAAUCGACGAAGGAUUCUGAUUAUGAUUACCCAAAAUCGCCGAAGGAUUCUGAUUUUGAGUACCCAAAAUCGACGAUGGACUCUGAUUAUGAUUACCCUAAAUCGCCGAACGAAUCUAAUUUUGACAACCGUAAAUCGGUUAAGGAAUCUGAUUAUGACUGCCCAAAAUCCUUAAACGAAUCUAAAUUUGACAUCUCUAAAUCUUCCGACAAAUCUGAUUAUGAUGUUCCAAGACCUAGUCAUUCUGACUAUAAACUAAUGAGCGCAUUCUCUAAUACUAAUAGUCACACUCAGCAACACUCGUUAAAAUCAUGCCCAAACGUCUCACAAGUUCCCAGCGAAUUCGGCUAUGAAUUCGAUUCGACACUAUCAUCACAUGAGUUGAAUAAUACUUCAAUCGAUUUUGAUUACUUGCAAGCCUUACUUGAGACGAAUGACCUCAUGAAAAAUAUUAUGAAAUCAAAUCACAAUAGCUUAUCGUACCGGCGUGUGAAGAAGGAAGAAUUUCGACGUUCACACGGAGAGGUAAAAGAGGCUGAGAAGAAAACGGGAUUACCGGAGGACUCGUGGGAUAAUUCAUCCAAUGGAUCUCCUCUGCAAGUUAUUAAUGAGUCGGCUGAAUUGGAUUUAACGUCCAAAUCCUCAGUAAAAUAUCUAGUUUGCAGUUCCACCUCUGGCAGUUCCAAUUGUCAAGCAGAAGGUGGGGAUUUGAAAGUUCAUGUUACAAUAAAGAGCAGAAUACAAUCUUCUGGAAAUGCAAACCUCCCAAUUAUCACGGUUAAUGACCUCACUGAACCAUCGCCUAAACUGAAUGGACUUACAGAAGAAAGUAGUAGUGAUCCCUUUGAAAAGAGUUCUGUAGACGGCGAUCGGAACUGCGUGGCCAGAGCGCUGUACAACAACGUCGCCGAGUCCCCUGACGAGCUCGAGUUCCGAAAGGACGACCUCCUGACGGUGCUGGAGCAGAACACGGCAGGGCUUGAGGGGUGGUGGCUGUGUUCUCUCCGUGGCCGCCAGGGCAUCUGUCCGGGCAACAGGCUGCGUAUCGUACCGGGAUGCUAUGAUGUCGGUACCGGAGUGCCCACACUCACCAGACCCCAUGUCGCCCCCGUGGGGCAUGGCGCCGCGGCCAGUGUCGUGCGGAGCUCGGGCAACAAGGUAGUUACUCCGAAGCGCAUCGGUGACACCUACACAUACGACACGCCUCGACGACUCUCCGGGGCCUCCCCUCUCCCUCUUCCCCUCACGCACCACCCCACCCUGGAUUACGAUGUGCCUCGAGGACCUCCUGCUGGGGGCAACGAAGGUCCGCGCUUGUCCCGCAGCAGCAGCCUGAGAUACGAGGCUCCUCGUCACUUGCCGCGAGGUUCGUAUGAGCUGCACGACGUACCGCACGACCAGCACGUCACCCUUCAUUACGACGUGCCUCGAGCUGCGACAUCCACGCUCUACGACUCCCCUAAACCACAGAUGUCAUCCGGCGUGGGGCUGGAGGCCCAGCUUGGCGCAGUUCCUACAAGGAGUCUCAUUAAAGGGAUCCGGGGACCGCAGCCCAACAUGACAUCUUCUGCAGCGCCUGUGAAAUUGGCUGAAGCUGAUGCCGGCCAAUACGACGUGCCAAAACCCUGGUGCGCAAGUCAGAAUCUGGACGUGCCAACUGCCAGCGAUCGCUCUAGCGGCGUUUCCAUCAUGUCUUGUGACUCGACUUCGUCAUCAGCGUCUUCUGCGCCUGCCACAGAGUCGCCUUAUUUGUCCUCCAUCGGCGGGUCUUCCAACCGGUCGAGCCUCGAUGUACAAGACGUGUACGAUGUUCCUCCAGAGCCCAGGAAAGUUGGAACUGUUCUGAAGCCACGCCUGCCACCUAGGGAAUACGCAAAUAGCUCCCGCGAGAACGCUCAGGUUGGCAAUAACGUGGCGAGAACCGAGGGCGUUUAUGAUGUUCCGCCUCAAGUGAGCAGAGAUGCGCGACCGCAUGACCCUGUGCAGGCAAGAGUCGCUGCCCCUGCAGAAGGGAAGUGCGAUAACGCUUUUGUUGGUGCUGGUCUUCCUCUAGAGUAUGAUUCUGCUGUUGACAUGCUAGCGAAAGUGCAGCAAGAUCUUCAUGCAUCGCUGGAAAAGUUAACCAAUUUCAAUGUCGUAUUAAGUCCAACGAAAAAGCUGGUGUCAGAUGAUCGCUUUGCCGAAUCCAAAAUAAUAAUUGAAAGAUUAAAAGACACACUUCGUGAAUUUAUAACAUUUUCCGAGGGUUCAUCUGUCAAUGCUUACAAAAGUGGUGUUCAUCCAUUAGCCAAAUCUCUUCAAGAACAAAUAGAACGCUUAUCGUCAACAUACGACAUUAUAAAGAACACUUGGGAUUGCGCGCAACAUGACCGGGAACAAGCCCUAGAGGUGGUACAGCAACUCACUAGCAUCGCUAAGCCGUUAGCAGACGACGUGAGGCAUCUAGCUCAGCUCAUACACACAAACGCUCCUCAAAUUUUCAAAAGAACACCUUCGGGUGAACAAGUCAAGCAGAAAAAUUUCACUAAAAACUCCAUGCAUGAGAAACCCACUCGAGAUGUGGCUGGCAAUGCUCAAGAUGAAAAUUUAUAUGCCAAUGAGAGCGCCAUCUUAGAGGACUACGACUACGUGAAGCUGGAGUCCAGAGAAACAGCCGAGCGAGAGCACCAACAUAUUAAAGAAUCAUUGCCAGUCAAUUUGAGAAAAUCAUACGAUAAUUUAGUUAAACAAUCACUCUCGGUGGUUGACAAUGACCAUCAAAAAGCUUUGUCGGGGUCACCCUUGUCGACGGUGACCUCUCAAAAUAUCAAUCUUAAGGCUGCCCCCGGCAAGGCUUGUAGACUGGAUGCGAACGAUCGUCAAGUGUUAUCUUUUUAUAGUAAUCAGGCUGAAGAACACAUUCAGCACCUCAACACUGCCAUUGAUGCUUUCUUUCUAACAAUCGAAGAAAAUCAACCUCCUAAAGUGUUCAUAGCUCACUCCAAGUUUGUUAUUCUAAGUGCUCACAAAUUGGUUUUCAUUGGCGACACAGUUCACCGGAAUGUCGUCAACAGCGAAGUGAGGUCGUGCGUGUUGAAUUGUUCCAACGCAUUAUGUGAUGCUAUGAAGAACACUGUGGCAGCCGCGAAAACGGCAGCUAUACAAUUCCCUUCAGUGUCGGCGGUGCAGGCAAUGGUCGACUCGUUCACGACAAUAUCCAACUUGGCGUGCAACCUCCGAAACGCCAUAUGCCGGAAUUAGAAGCUAUGCAACUACUUCUUUAAAUUUUUGUAUAUUGAUAGCUUUAUAAAGUCAUUUUAGUCAUGGAUUUACAAACAGACUUUUUAAAUAAGAUUAAAUAUAUUAAUGAUGUAGAAGUUUACGCAAACCGAAUUGACGUUUUUAAUCUUCUUUUUCUGUUCCGGAAAUGAGAGCUUACACGUGUCCUUGCACUCAGAGGAAUGAGCGAGACUUAGUCCAAAAAGUGAUGCGCGUUUUGCCCUCGUAUGAGUUAUUCUGACUCAGUUUUUUCCGGAGGUAAGACACUAUAUCACUAUUUUGUGCAAUAUGGCGAGUUUAUUUUUCUGAAUGACUUGCAUUUUCGUCGGACAAUACGAUGCAUAUCGAUUUUGUGAGAAGUUGUCGACAAGAAAGUAAGAUCUUUAUAACAGAGUUAGUAACAUGAUGCUUUUUAGUAUAAAAAUAUUUCCCUUGAUUUUACCUUUAAAGAUGCAAGACUUAAUGCGAAACGUUUACAAUUGUUGAUUCCAAUCUGGUUUUAAAGAGAUGCUGAAAACUAUUCAUUGCAAUAAUUUAAUUGAUUAGGUUUUUGUUGACAAGGCUGCUCCUCUGUAAUGCUGUGUGAUUGGAAAACUUAUUGUCCAUUUUAUUGGUAGCAUUUUCAUUAUAUGUUAUACAAUAUGUUAUACCAUUUUUUUCUCGCAACAUUUUACCUACCGACACUGUCGUUUUAUUAUCGUGAUUUGUGCAUCAAUUAUUGUCUAAUUUUAUUUCUAUGGCAAAUUAUUGUGUUAUCAGUUACAAAUCCCAUAUUUAUUGAUAAAUAAUUCUUCCCCUAUAGAAGAUAGGAAGUUUCUUGGACAUUUUUGUUGUAAAUAUUAUACAUGUUCGAUUAUGCCUUUCUUAACGUGUCUUAAAAACAUAAUAUCCAUUCAUGUUCCAAAUUCCUCUUUUUAUACGCAUUUGGUAUCUAAGACAUUCUUAUGUCGGGAAGUUGUCUGCAACGUCACUAUAUUAGUUACGCGUUCAAUAGAUAGUGUAGCACAAACCAGAGCUACCUCACCAGUCAAUGCUAGCACACGCAAUAAUGUUAAUCUUAAGCGUUGUAAACAUCAUGUUCUUUAUGAAAAUUGUAAUGCUGUUAAAAAGCUCUACAAAUUUCACUUCAAUAAGUGUGAAAGUUUUAAUGUGUGGAAAUUGUUCAGGGGUUAAAUUUUGUAACUUUAAAAAUAUUUGGGAACGUGUUAAUCAAGGUGUUUAUAUGUAUGAAUGGCUUGAAUAUACUAUUCCUUACUCGG